Molecule: messenger RNA, 1558 nt
Organism: Styela clava
Lineage: Eukaryota; Metazoa; Chordata; Ascidiacea; Stolidobranchia; Styelidae
Source: RefSeq, a predicted model, not a curated record
GGUCCAGUAGUUAAUGAGAAAAGCGAUUUUUACAUACAGUCGCAAUAAGAAGAAUACUAAAACAUGAUCAACAACAACAUGAUAAAUAAUAAUAAUAACAAAACGAUCCAUAUGUCCAUUUCGUGUCCAACAAGGGGCACGGAAGUCAAAUGUCACAUGCAAAUGUUUCCGCGAAUUAGAAUAAAACAGCGAUAUUUUGGCCAAGUGGUUCGCCGUGAGCCUAAAAUACAAAGCCUUCUAACGACUUCUCCACCUUUAGAUAAUGAAAAUUUGAAAUCGAUUAUCUCCGACCAUCUCAAUAAAAUUAAUAGCAACAACAUCAACAAUUUAGUAAAUUGAUCCAUUUGUACAAUAAGGUAUUGCUCUGCAGAUAAAGUUUGAUAUAUAUACUUUGAUGUUUUACUCACAUUCUUUUCAGUAGCUAAUUUUGUUGUGGAAUCUGAGAGCUUGGAAGAAUAAAGUAAUUGAUUCGACCGUAUGUGGAAGGUGUGAAUUCACAACAGACAAGACAAAGAUUAACUCUUCCAACACUGCAGCAGUAUUAUUCAGAUCCGAACAAAUAACUCGAGAAGAAAUGCCUCCGAUAAACUCCAGGCGAAAAGACCAAUUAUACAUCUGGACCGCUGGGGAAUCGGCUCCUUCAUUGUUUCACCUUCGAAAGAUUUGGCUCUUUUGGGAAAACAAAUAUGUUUUCAACAUGACUAUGACUUACAGGCGGGAUUCGUCUCUCUACCAUCCGUAUGGAACAGUUACCGAAGCCUACUCUUCGAUACAAAGACUUGGAUUUGUGGACAACCCUGGAAAAAUUUUAGCAAUGAAAACAAAACUCGCCGUUGCUGUGGUUUCAAACUGCAAUUCUACAUCGGGCGCAAAAGUACGGAUGCAACUAUUAAAGAACCUUAAGCAUGCUGGACUCCAAGCAGAUUAUUAUGGAAGCUGCUUUGGAAAUCAAACUGUACCAAAAGGGAAUCGAGAAGAUUUUGAAAACUUACUUUCAAAAUACAAGUUUUAUUUUGCGUUUGAGAAUUCAUAUCACUGUAAAGACUACGUCACUGAAAAGUUUUAUCGGAAUGCUCUCUACUUGGGAGUGGUGCCAGUUGUGUGGGGCACACUUAAAGAAGAUUACGAAUCUGUCGCUCCUCCGAGAUCAUUUAUUCACGUUGAAGAUUAUCCUUCAAUCAAUCAUCUAAUAAAGUAUUUAAACUAUCUCAACACAAACGACACGGCUUAUCUGGAAUAUUUCAGGUGGCACACUUUAAAAGAGUAUGACCAGAAGCAAUUUAAUCGAGAUUAUACUUACUGUGUUCUAUGCAAGAUUUUACAUGGAAAAAACCUAACUGAUGAUUCGACAAUUCUUUCUUCAAAAGUGACAAAAACAUUAUUCACAAAGAACGCUUAUUCCUCUCCAUUCCCAUCACUUCGAUCAUGGUUUUACAAUGGAAAUAUCAGAGACUGUUUACGAACUCAAUUACGAAUUUUAGGAAACAACACAAAAAUUUAUUGAUAUUGAUUUUAUAUACUUAGCAUACAUAAAUAAUAAUAAAAACACUGUGAUGCA